Messenger RNA from Callorhinchus milii (elephant shark), 1524 nucleotides. It is a transcript of the gene pjvk, whose product is annotated as pejvakin. The record is from RefSeq and is a predicted model, not a curated record. Gene Ontology annotation, biological process: programmed cell death. The coding region runs from base 1 to 1110 and encodes 369 amino acids. The transcript is spliced from 6 exons. Gene Ontology annotation, cellular component: cytoplasm. NCBI's taxonomy places the organism in Eukaryota, Metazoa, Chordata, Chondrichthyes, Chimaeriformes, Callorhinchidae.
AUGUUUUCUGCUGCUACAAAGAACUUUGUGAAGCAGGUUGGAGAUACUGGCAGAUUGAUCCCUGUUCCUAGUUUGAGUGAGGCUGAUAGGUAUCAGCCUCUUAGUCUAGUAACCAAGAAAAAAAAGUCUUGCUUCUGGAAAAAAAACAAAUACAGUUCUACGCCUUUCACUCUGAAGGACAUUCUUGUGGGAGAAAAAGAGGUUUCUGCUGGUGUCUCCUCAUAUCAGCUUCUCAAUUAUGAAGACAAAUCUGACGUUUCCUUAAAUGGGAGACUUGGAAACCAAGUUAUUCAUGAUGUUGGUUUUAAGAUUGCCGGCUCGGACUCCGUAGCAGUGAAAGCUUCAUUUGGAAUAGUAACGAAACAUGAGGUGGAGGUGCCAGCCCUCCUCAGGGAGAUUAAUAGAAAAGUUGACCUUGAACAUUGCCUUGUCCGUCAAAUGAAAGAAAGCCGGCGUGCUGUACUCUGUAUUGUCAUGGAGAGCAUUCGGACAACCCGGCAAUGCUCACUCACUGUGCAUGCAGGCAUGAGAAGAAAAACGAUGCGGUUUCAGAUUGAUGAUGGACGAAAUCAUAAAGGACGAGACAAAGCCAUUGUUAUCCCAGCUCAUACAACUAUUGCAUUUAGUGUAUUUGAACUUUACAUCCGAUUAGAUGGCCAUUUUGAUCUCUGUGUUACAUCUGAAUCAGAAGGUGGGUUUGAAAAAGAACAAAUAACGGAGCAGUUGGGUGGUUUGAUGGGACGAUUUUCAGUGUGGAGACUGCGACGAUGUCUGUCAGAGUUCUUUUAUGGCAGCCCAUUCAGGUCAGAUGGAAAGUUGGCGGAUAUUUCCACAAACUCAGACCCUUAUUUGGAGGAUUUGGUCGCUGACUAUUACGAAAAAGCUACAAGCAUGACCGACAUUUCCACGACCUACCUCAGUGACAAUGCACACACACGGGUAAAUCUGCUCAAUCAUAAUAUCUCCAAAGGACCCUGUGUUCUCUGUGGCAUGGGUAGUUCACGGAGAGAGACUGUAUACGGGUGCCUUGAGUGUUCAUUCAAUGGACAGAAAUACGUGAGACUGCAUGUGGUGCCAUGUUUUGAUUUGUGGCACAAAAGAGUAAAAUGAAACAGGAUGCAGAUAGUUACUAUAAGCGCUCCAGAUAUGGUGAUACAUCCGUAAGACCACACUAAUAUUUUCGGGACAAUGCAGUGAAUACUUUUGAACAAGAUAUAUGAAUUGUAUAUUAAUUAGUUCUGAUAGUAUUAGAGUUUUUUUUGAUAAAACGUUAUUGGACCUGUUUGUCAACUAAGAAAACAUUGUUGAGAAACUGUAGAUCUGUUAUUGCCUGGUAGAAACAAAUUGAAUUGCACUGGAUAAGAGUUCCAGAGUAACACUAUACCAUAGCUAGUUUACUUCCAGCAACAGCUACAGAAUAUGAUUCCCCUCCACCCCACCUAUUAUUGCCUUCUCAGAGGUUCUGUUUGUGUUUUCAUGUUUUGUACCAUUGCUUUGUUCUGUCAAAAAACACACAAUACAAUU